Molecule: messenger RNA, 2036 nt
Organism: Ascochyta rabiei
Lineage: Eukaryota; Fungi; Ascomycota; Dothideomycetes; Pleosporales; Didymellaceae
Exons: 2
Coding region: 1-1221 (406 amino acids)
Biological process (GO): DNA-templated transcription; regulation of DNA-templated transcription
Molecular function (GO): DNA binding; zinc ion binding; DNA-binding transcription factor activity, RNA polymerase II-specific
Source: RefSeq, a predicted model, not a curated record
AUGGAUUAUCAUCUCGGCGGUGUCUCUGAUGGCCAAAAUACUUCAUCGAAGCGGCUUCCUGUUAAUCCUCGCCGGCACAAGGUCGCUCCAGACCAACGAAAGCGGGUAGUCAGGGCAUGUAAUGCGUGUAACAACCGCCGGGUCAAAUGUUCCGGCGGGCAGCCCUGCCAAAGAUGUAUCCAAACUUCCCGAGACUGUGAGUACACAGCGUCUGAUACAGAUCGAACUUCUUUGAAGGACGAAAUGAAACGAUUGCAAGCCCGUUGCUCUGUCCUCGAAGAGGGUCUUGCGACUAUUGCGCCCCAUCAGGCACCAGACUUACUCAGUCAACUUGAUCGUGGCGAGCCACCAGAUUGGGCAAGUGUCGUCCCAUAUCCGGUGUGGACUCUGAACGUUGACGAAGACGACGAGACUGGAGGGCGAUUGCUGAACGACCCCUUUGGCACCGUGAGAUAUCUGGGCGGGUCAUCCGGAGCUACCUUCCUCGAUCAGCUGAAGCAAGUCAUGGUCGCCCUCUUGGUUCCUCUUACACCUACUCUUGACUCCGAAGAUGGCUCUGCCUUUGUCGCGUCUGUUGGGCACUACCAAACGUUUGACUCGCGUCCAUUGCCGAACCCGGAUGUAGAUCCUACUUGGCUGCCGUCCAGGUCGGAUAUGGCCCUGAUGCUCCAAGAUCUCCGGCAACACAUACAAGAUGGCAAUGGUGCUUUCGCCUCGGGUGGUAUAUAUUGGUGGGGUGACCUCAUCAGUAUACCAACAUCUCCCGCGGGCUCUACCUCAAUGGCUGCGUUGACAACAACUGAGUCGCAUCGGCAUCUGGCAUUCCAUCAUGUUUGCUUCGCGCUCUCAGUCUCGAUUGUACACACUUCGGUGCGUCGCGCUGACAACCAAUCCGGAGAGGCGUACUUCAAGCGUGCUCGAUUGUUGCUGGGUAACCCCCUCGAUAAUGUUCGCUUUUCUUUUAGCGACGUCCCUGCUCUGGCUUUGAUGGGCUUUUAUCUCAUCGAAGUCAACCGGAGGGAUGCGGCAUAUAUGUAUGUUGGCUUAGCGGUCCACAUAGCCAUCAUGCAUGGGUCAUUCAGGCACACCGCUGAUGAAGCCAGCAGGCGAACUUUGUGGACGCUGUACAUCAUGGACAGAUGGAUCAGCAUGCUGAUGGGCAGACCUCCAGUCAUACCGGAUGAUGCGAUCCGACUUCCGCUUCCAGUUGAUGCUCCGUAAGUUGAGAUCAUACGAUGGCCAAACGAACAUGUACUAAACGUGGUAGUUCAAUGCCCCCAUCUGCAGGUCUCUGUGCACACGUUGAGCUCGCGAGGAUUUCCGGGUACAUUGUCUGCGAGACAUGUGGUAUCGCUCCACGCAUUCCGAGGGCCGCAGGUUCCGCGGCAAGCAUCGAUAGGGCACUGCGGAUGCUUCGCGACUGGUAUGCCCAGCUUCCAGUCGUGCUCCAGAUAGCUGCCGAGCAGCCACUACUUGAUCCAGCUUGUUGCACACUGCACAUGCAUUACAACCAGCUGGUCAUACUAGCGACUCGUCCUAUGCUUUUCGCUGCCAUCAAGAAAGUGGUUGCGCUUCAAGCUUCUAAUGGACUGGGCUCUUCGGAAGAACAUCUGCAUGGAUCCCACACCCGCUCGUGCAUAGAGGCGGCCCACCGCAAUCUGCACCUGGCUCGACUUCUAGGGUCGACGAACAGACACUGGUUUCAGUCCGGCCUGCACUUCCUGUUCAAUGCUGCUGUCGUACUUCUGCUAAGUCGCAUUAGCUCCGCUUGUGAGGAAGAUGUUGACUCAGACCGAGCAACCGAAGGCCGACUUGCUUCAGAAAUCAGCUUUGCCAUUCAGGUUUUUGAGCAGGAGGCGAAGGUUGGAACAAACUAUCCACGGGACUGUUGGAGGGUGCUGCGAGAUCUGAAGGCUUUAACCGAUCGCUAUGUGUUCGGGCAACACACACCAAUUUCGCAGCAUGUCGCUGUUCGAAACCUGACACACCCACACCCCAGCCAGCCAAAGAGCCCAACGCCAACCCUGAAACAAUGA